Scaptodrosophila lebanonensis is the source of this 1393-nucleotide messenger RNA. It is a transcript of the gene Rab4, whose product is annotated as ras-related protein Rab-4B. The transcript is spliced from 5 exons. The coding region runs from base 205 to 846 and encodes 213 amino acids. Gene Ontology annotation, cellular component: endosome. Gene Ontology annotation, biological process: regulation of endocytosis; Rab protein signal transduction. The record is from RefSeq and is a predicted model, not a curated record. Gene Ontology annotation, molecular function: GTP binding; GTPase activity. NCBI's taxonomy places the organism in Eukaryota, Metazoa, Arthropoda, Insecta, Diptera, Drosophilidae.
AAAGUGCAACUUGAAAGAGUUUUGUGUUUUAAGUAAUUUUUACACAAUUUGAACAGCAUUUAUGUAGGUUUUAAACUGUUAAAAAAUAAGAACGAUAGUGCUCUUUUAGAAGAUAUCAAGUGCACAUCAAUAUUGCCUUAUUUAAUUGUGGCAUUAAACAAAGCCAGAAAAAAAGGAAUCUGCAGUACGACGCAAAAACAAAAAAUGUCUGAAACAUACGACUAUCUGUUCAAGUUUUUGAUAAUUGGCAGCGCAGGCAGUGGAAAGAGUUGUUUGUUGCAUCACUUCAUAGAGAGCAAAUUCAAAGAUGACAGCUCGCACACGAUUGGCGUUGAGUUCGGUUCCCGCAUUGUCAACGUAGGCGGUAAAUCGGUUAAGUUGCAAAUAUGGGACACUGCUGGGCAGGAGCGCUUUCGCUCCGUGACACGAUCAUACUAUCGGGGCGCUGCAGGAGCACUGUUAGUUUAUGACACAACUUCCCGAGACUCAUUUAAUGCUCUAUCUAAUUGGCUUAAUGAUGCUCGCACGCUGGCCAGUCCUAACAUAGUUAUAUUACUGGUGGGAAAUAAAAAAGACUUGGACGAGGCACGCGAUGUUACAUUUCUGGAGGCGAGCACUUUUGCGCAGGAAAAUGAGCUAAUAUUCUUAGAAACGAGCGCGAAGACAGGCGAGAACGUGGAAGAAGCUUUUCUCAAGUGCUCGAAAACAAUUCUAGCCAAAAUUGAUACAGGCGAACUCGAUCCGGAGCGCAUUGGUAGCGGCAUUCAGUAUGGCGGGCCCGCGCUGCGUAAUUUACAAACGCGACAGCGUAGCAUCAACAAACCAGACUGCGGAUGUCGAGUGUAGAAGUUGAAACUUGAAUUUGCACUCGAACAAUUUCUGUAGAUUACGUUAAGCGAGCAAGUUAAUCUCUUUUAAUACCUAACGAUUGUAGCGCUAAAUAUCUAUAUUUGUCUUUGUGUAUGUAGACAGGCAAUGAAAACCUUUUUGGUCAAUCUCUACUGACUAUACUGUGUUUCUAAAACUGCAACAUCAAUUUGUUUUAUCUAUACAUUUAUUUUAUUUCAUUGUUUCUGUUUUUGUGCGAAAUGUAGCAUUCCAAAAUUUUAGAUUAAUUUUGUUUUAGUAUUCGUGUGUAUUUUAACGCUCAUGGCCUUAUGUGUGCAUUUGUUUGAAUCUUCAAUGCUUAUUCUGUUUAUUAGGAUUUUCUGUAUACAAUUUAAGCACUAAAAAUACAAUGAAGAAAACUUAAUAUGUUUUCCAAAGCGCGCUCUCGGGUGUACGCUGGGAAUGUCUAACACUCGUGUUGUACUAACGAUAAUGUAAAUAUAUAAGAAUGUUGAAAGCUGAGUUUAUGCACGCGAUCAAUAAAAAACGCAACUAAACAAUUUGA